AUGGCUUUGAAGUUAGAUAUUGCUAAGGCUUUCGAUAGAGUUGAAUGGAAAUUUAUAGAUGCAGUGAUGGAAAGGAUGGGCUUCUGUCAACAGUGGAGAAGAUGGAUCAUGCUGUGCAUUACAACAGUCACAUACUCGGUGCUGAUCAACGGGGAACCCACAAAAAUUAUAAAGCCAAGUCGUGGACUCCGUCAAGGUGAUCCAAUUUCUCCCUACUUGUAUAUUAUCUGUACUGAAGGCCUUUCUAGAUUGAUUAAGCAGAACAUUCAUAAUCAGAAAAUCCAUGGUUUCAAGGCGUCGAAGAGUGGACCUGCCAUCUCUCACUUGCUUUUUGCAGAUGAUUCACUUCUCUUUUGCAAAGCAACCGAAGAAGAAGGUCGUAACCUCUCUGCUAUUCUCGCCAUGUACCAGAAGGCAUCAGGGCAAGAAGUCAACUAUGCCAAGUCUGCCAUUUCUUUUGGGAAAGGUAUACCUUUUACAGUUCAAUCAAACAUAUCUACCAUCUUUGGUAUCACAAAAAUUGGAGGGUUUGGUCGUUACUUGGGGCUUCCUGAGCAGAUAGGAAGGAAAAGAAAAGAAGAUUUCCAUUAUAUUGUUGACAGGAUUAAAAAUAAGUUAGAUAGUUGGUACUCAAAAUUCCUUUCGACUGCUGGGAAGGAGGUUCUCCUAAAAGCGGUAGUUACGGCUUUACCAACAUAUACUAUGUCCUGCUUCCUAUUGCCAAAGACAUUGAUACAGGAAAUCACUAAGGCAAUGCGGAAGUUUUGGUGGUCUGCUUCUCCAGACAAGUAUUCAAUUUCGUGGAUAGCAUGGAACAAAAUAACGGCCUCCAAGAAAGACGACGGAUUAGGAAUCAGAGAUAUGAUGGCUUUUAACAAAGCGCUGCUUGGUAAACAAGCUUGGAAGUUAGUUACACGCCCCUCAUCCUUACUUGCCCGUGUUUACAAGGCCAAAUAUUACAGGAAAACCGGUUUCAUGGAAGCACGUGCCUAUCAAAGUUCAAGCUUAGCUUUGAGAAGCAUUAUCCAAACGCAACCAUUGCUUAGAAAAGGAAUGCACUGGGCUGUUGGCAAUGGUGACCAGAUCAGAGUCUGGCGGGACAACUGGCUGCUUGGAGAUCCUCAACCAACGCCAACAGGUCCUGGUAGGUUCUUUUAUCCUAAUCUUAAGGUUAAGGACUUGUUCUUCCCUGGGGCAUUCUCAUGGAAUCAACCUCUGUUGAAUCAAUUAUUUCAACCUGAGGAUGCUCUGAGAAUAUUGCGCCUUCGCCCAAGCAUAACGGGAACCCAAGACUUGUUGUAUUGGAAACUCAGUAAAACAGGAUCAUACACAGUUAGGUCGGGCUACUAUGUGCAAAGGGCGUUGGACAAUGAAAAUGCUCAGCAAACUCAUGUCAUUUCCUCUCCUUCUGUGCAACUACGAAAUCAGCUCAUACAGAAAAUUUGGACACUGAAAUUACCACCUAAACUCAAAAUUUUCUGGUGGAAGGUGCUCCACAAUGGCUUGCCAGUUGCAUUGAAUCUACAUAGAAGGGGCUGCAGGGUUAUUCCUGAGUGUCAGCUCUGUGGAGAAGGUAUGGAAACAAUACCUCAUUUUCUGUAUGAAUGUCGAGUAUCUAGAGAAAUCUGGCAGUUAGCUUACCCUGACCUUUCCCGGAGCCUAGAACCUCAUACCAAUCUCUUGAUGUUUGUCCACAAAAUUGUAAAUGAGGAUACAAGAGAUUUACCAAGUAAUCUAGCUUGGUUUAUAGGGUGGAGGAUAUGGAAGAUGCGGAAUAGGUUAUUAUUUGAUAAUAACCGGGAACAUAUCGUACAGGUCAUUAAAGGAUCUUUCAUGGAUUUGAACUUGUGGAAGGAGGCUAUAUACUAUAAUGAGCCUGACUUCCCAACUCAGGUUAAAGAUCAUCGACCACACUCCAUCAUUGAUGUCCUCCCGCAAGAAUCAAUGCUAUAUUGCAUUGCUGAUGCCUCUUGGAAGUCUGAACAUGAAGCUGCAGGCAUAGGGUGGUCCUUAUACAGUCGACAAGGCACUUUCAUUAUGCAAGGAAGCUCAGCAAUUGCAUCAACAAAUUCAGCCUUUGAAGCCGAGGCAGUGGCAACUUUGCUAGCUGUUCAACAAUUACAUAAACUGCACUACAAGAAUGUUAUAUUUCUAGGUGACAACGAUCGGUUGGUUAAAAGCUUGGAGCCUACUCGAGGACGUGAAAAUACUUCUUGUCAUGAAGCUUCUACGAUGGUACAGGACAUCCUCAAUCUGGCUAAGCUAAAUGAUUACUCUUUCAAACAAGUCCCUAGAAAUUUAAUUUAUCAUGUUGAUCAAUUAGCAAAGAGAGCUAGACUAUCUAACCAAAAAUAUGUAAUAACUUGGCUCUCACCAUAA
Molecule: messenger RNA, 2379 nt
Organism: Brassica oleracea var. oleracea
Lineage: Eukaryota; Viridiplantae; Streptophyta; Magnoliopsida; Brassicales; Brassicaceae
Exons: 1
Coding region: 1-2379 (792 amino acids)
Molecular function (GO): nucleic acid binding; RNA-DNA hybrid ribonuclease activity
Source: RefSeq, a predicted model, not a curated record